Molecule: messenger RNA, 549 nt
Organism: Cutaneotrichosporon oleaginosum
Lineage: Eukaryota; Fungi; Basidiomycota; Tremellomycetes; Trichosporonales; Trichosporonaceae
Biological process (GO): protein transport
Cellular component (GO): lysosomal membrane
Molecular function (GO): GTP binding; GTPase activity
Source: RefSeq, a predicted model, not a curated record
AUGGCGGCCUUGUUCCAGGGUCUGAUCGACUGGUUGCGCUCCUUGUUCUGGGCCAAGCAUCUCGAGGUCACAAUCGUGGGGUUACAGGCGAGCGGGAAGACAUCCCUCGUUAAUGUCCUCGGCUCGGGCCAGUGGUCGGAGGACGUCGUCCCGACCGUCGCGUACAACUUGCGCCAAGUGCGGAAGGGUAACGUGACGAUGAAGAUAUGGGAUGUUGCAGGCCAGCCAAAGUUUCGAAGCAUGUGGGAUCGCUACUGUCGUGGAGCGAAUGCCAUUGUCUAUGUUGUCGACGCCGCCGAUACGAAGUCGAUUCCCAUCUCUACGAGCGAGCUUCAUUCCCUUCUCGGAUUACCUUCGCUAGCCGGAGUGCCUCUCCUUGUGCUGGCCAACAAGAGCGACCUCCCCGGGGCAGUUGGCGUUGACGAGAUGAUCCGCGACAUGCGGCUCGCCGAAAUCGGUGGGCGUGUCGUCUCCUGCUACUCAACCAGCAAUAAGACCAAGCAUAACCUCGACAUCGUCCUGGCCUGGCUCACACAGCGCGCGCAAUGA